UUAUACGAACCCCAUUCUCCCCGCGAAUGAAAAAGGCGCCUCCUUCGUCGGUCUCCAUCAACAGCCCAAAUCAUGUACGCAAAAACCCCGACAAAACCACCGCCACUAAAAUGCACCGUCGCCGGAGCUCACCGCAGCAUCAGCAGGACGAUCACCUGCACUUCAGCGAACCCUUCACCGAUCCUCCGUCAACGUCCCCAUUACAAGACUCCGCAGCCCCCAAAGCCCAGCGCCAACAUCAACAGUGGCGCCGAAGAGAAAGCCACAGCAAGCGACGUGCUUCGAUUGUUAGACACCCUUCAACUCCCCGUCGACGCCGAUACUUACAGCUCUCUUAUAAAGGAGUGCACUUCGUCGGGCGACGCCGUCGAGGGUGCCCGUGUGCACGCGCGCAUCAACAGGCCAAAGGAGAAGAGGAGCGGAUGCAGUAAGCGAGACCUCGUUGGCAUUGCUAACAGACUGUUGCUUAUGUAUGCGGCGUGCGACCGGCCGGAGAUUGCCCGAAAACUGUUUGAUGGAAUGCCCAUGAGGAAUCUGAGCUCAUGGGCAACUGUGAUUUGUGGUACUUUUGAUAGGGGAGAUCGUAGAGAGGCGAUCGCGUUGUUUUUGGAUAUGAUGGAGUCGAAAUCCUUUGCGGUAGAGCCCACCGAUACGCUCGCCGUCCUCGUCACGGUAAUGAUUAGAUCCUGUGGUCAAACCGGAGAAUUGAGUCUUGGGAAGCAGAUACAUGGGUUUGCUAUAAAAACAGCGAUGGCGGCUGAAUUGGGUACUUGUUUGGUCCGACUGUAUGCGGAACUCAGUUACGUUGAGAGUGCACGCAAAGUGUUCGAUAGUAUGCUACCAGCAACGAUGACAGCUUGCACUUGCUUAAUACGGGCUUACUGCAGAAAAGGCCGGUUGAAGGAGGCACUUUGUGUUUUUGGAGAUACGUUUUGUGUGAUGAGAUUGGAUGAUGAUGAGAAGAAGAAUGAGAGUGUUUCGAGUGCGAUCUCGAGUAUUAUUGGUGGAUGUGCAAAGAGGAAGAGAAAAUUUUGUGGGCAACAAGUUCAUGCACGUGCGAUUAAAGUAGGAUUGGAGUGUGAUCUUUAUGUGGGUACGAGUCUCGUGAAUAUGUAUGGGAGAUUUGGGCUGUUGGAUGAUGCGAGGAGAGCAUUUGAGUUUGUUUGUGGCAAAAAUAACAAGGAAAAAGAUGUUGCUUGUUGGAAUGCUAUGAUUACUAGCUAUAUAAGAAAUGGGUGCUUCACAGAGGCUGAGAAGACUCUGUAUCUGAUGAAGGCUGCAGGUAUUGAGCCCUUGGAGUCUGUCGUGUCUCGGGUUAUGAUGGCUUGUGGAAGCUAAUGAUUUGUGUGCAAAGUUAAGGGAAGAACAUGUGACAGGUAUAUUGUACAUGUACAGAAUGAACGGGUAAAUAUAGCUCCCUGUGAUGAUAGACGUCAGCAGCAGAAAUAGAGCUUGCAGCAUCAGUAAUGCACUGAAACUCGAGAGCAGGAAAGUCGAGAUGCAUUUGAGAGUAUCAUCCUACAAGCAAUCUAUUCCUUCUAUUCUGAAAAGCUAAUUAUAACCUUGUUCAACGAUGUCCUGCUGUAAGAAGGGCAUUCUUGGGGGCAUUCUGAGAUGAGAUAAGGCGAGCUCCGCUUUUGGGGAAAAGAGAAGGGAAAAAAAAAGAGAAAAAGAUAAGAACAUGACGAAUGAGUUGAUACGGAAAGAAGAAAAAGCUUAGGAGCUAAUGCCGAGAAUCUGAGGGCAAUUACCCAUUGUUCUACGUCUUUUUUUCUUAUUUAUUUUUGUCGUGUACACAAAUAUUUACUAGUUUUUCGGUAUAUACACCGUAUAUAUUCAAUCAUAUUCUUGGUCUAGGAAAAUGCAAAAACGUGAUGCUAAAGAGAAUCAAAUCUCUCUUCUUCUUCUUC
Messenger RNA from Asparagus officinalis (garden asparagus), 1910 nucleotides. Its product is annotated as pentatricopeptide repeat-containing protein At1g31790-like. Lineage: Eukaryota; Viridiplantae; Streptophyta; Magnoliopsida; Asparagales; Asparagaceae. Gene Ontology annotation, biological process: RNA modification. The record is from RefSeq and is a predicted model, not a curated record. Bases 73 to 1338 code for a protein of 421 amino acids. The transcript has 3 exons. Gene Ontology annotation, molecular function: RNA binding; protein binding.